Messenger RNA from Aplysia californica (California sea hare), 1192 nucleotides. Its product is annotated as nucleoside diphosphate kinase homolog 5. Gene Ontology annotation, molecular function: nucleoside diphosphate kinase activity. The transcript is spliced from 5 exons. The record is from RefSeq and is a predicted model, not a curated record. Gene Ontology annotation, biological process: UTP biosynthetic process; GTP biosynthetic process; negative regulation of oxidative stress-induced intrinsic apoptotic signaling pathway. Lineage: Eukaryota; Metazoa; Mollusca; Gastropoda; Aplysiida; Aplysiidae. Bases 96 to 743 code for a protein of 215 amino acids.
UAAAUCAUCCAAGAGAGAGAGAGAGAGAGAGCAGAGAUCUCAGAUGAAAGCAGUGAGAGAAUUCAAAGUCUAUCGUGAAAAAUAAAACUGACAAGAUGACAGGUGGUGAUGAUCAAGUGACGAUGGAACCUCCACACAUUUAUGUGGAACGCACUUUGGCUAUUAUCAAGCCAGACGCCCUCCAUAAAGCAGAGGAAAUCGAGGACAUUAUUUUGAGAUCGGGAUUCGCAAUUUUACAGAAAAGGAGAGUACAUCUUACACCUGAACAAGCAAGUGACUUCUAUGCAGAGCAUUAUGGGAAACUGUUCUUCCCUAGCCUUGUAGCUUACAUGAGCAGUGGACCUAUCAUUACACUGAUGAUUGCAAAGGAUCGCGCCAUUUCAUAUUGGAGAGAGCUCAUUGGGCCCACCAACACCAUCAAAGCUCGCCAGACUCACCCUGAGUGCCUCCGAGCACUCUAUGGAACAGAUGACCAAAGAAACGCACUUCACGGCAGUGACAGCUUCAGCAGUUCACAAAGGGAAAUCAGAUUUUUCUUUCCUGACUCCAUUGUGGAACCAGUAGCUACAGGCCAGGCAGCGAAGGAUUAUUUGUCAAAAUCUGUUAACCCCACCCUGCUCAAAGGACUCACUGAUCUGGCAAAGAAGAAGCCAGAGGACCCUGUGUUGUGGUUAGCUGACUGGCUCUUGGAGAACAACCCUAACAAACCAAGAGUAAGGAACCCAAUUGUUGAGCUCGCAUAAACACCACGUGAUCUGACAGAGAGAACCAACGUUUCCUAGAGAAAAAUGUUCCCAGAGAAAGAGUAAUGUCAUUACUUAUUUGAGCAGUUGUCUGGGGGUUUGUUAUGUAAAUAGAAAUAAAAUUCUGUCUUGGCAGAUGAGUUGAAUUGAAAUCCAGUUCGUGGGAGAAUGAUAGGCCUAUUCAGGAAUUAUGACUUUUUACAACAUUCAUGAUAACUCUUUUUUUUUUCAAAUACAAAAUUCAGCUUUUCUUUCCCAAUUUUCCUCUGCUUUGCCAAAUCUAUUUUGCUAGAAGAACGACAAAUUGUUGACAUCAUUAGGCAGUAGAAUGUUAAUUUAUACAGAUGUGAACCAUGCAUGCUAUAAAAGUGUGCUUGUUGUAUGUUUUUUUAAGAAUAUCUGAUUGUAAGAUAUGAUAUACAUGUAUUAAAAAUUUAUGACCCAUGUCA